Durusdinium trenchii is the source of this 3113-nucleotide messenger RNA. Lineage: Eukaryota; Dinophyceae; Suessiales; Symbiodiniaceae. The record is from the annotation of a GenBank genome assembly.
UUCCAGUGCUAGGAGGUGAUCGGGUGAUUUCCUGUGUGCCAUGUCAGUUGCGCCCAGCCAAUUCGGGAAAGGGCAGGCUGACGAGCCAGUUGCUCCAGCCAAAUCUGGAAAGAAGAACAAGAAGAACAAGUCCAGUAGGGAUCGUGGGCAGAGUGGAGGUUCAGAGAAGGCACCAGAGAAUCAUGAUGAGACUCUGCCUUUGACGAAUGGCGCUGAAGAUGAUUCCGAGAGUCAAUGGACGGGUAUUAGCAUAGGCGAGAAUGCAGAUGAAAGAGACGAGGAGCCCGGGAAUGGCCAGAACUGCAACGCAAGCGAGGCCGCAAAGGACCAGAGCAAAGACGGCCCGACCAAGAACGCCGCGAGCAAACAAAUAAGCGAGAGGAUGACUGAGAUGUUCAGCAACGAUGAACUGCAGAUGAACAUGUCAAGGUUGAUCACCUCUUUGCUCAUCAAUCUUUCAAGUCCCUUAAGCUUGCUUCUGGUGUACUUCUACGUUACCCUUGCAACGUGCUGGCACUUGUGGUGGGAGAAGAAGGAGCCAGGCCAACAUGCCGGGCGCGGUGAUUUGGCCACUUCAGAUGCUGGAAACGCCUUUGAAGAUUCCGAAGCUCCUGGACGAGGCACACAGAUUUCAGUGCUUGGGCUGCAUGCAAAGGAGGGCGAUGUUGAAGGAGGUGAAAGCCCAGGAAUGAGCCUUGUUGAACACACCAACAAGCCGAGAACACGGAGCUCUUUUUCGCAUGCUCCACAGCUGAAAAAGCAGCGCUCGAGUUUGCUUGUGGACCAAAACUUUCGGAAAGUUUGGGAAAAGAAGCUUUCCAGAUUCUCAGUGCACGAGUCUGCCGCAAGGGACUUCUUUUACUGGACCUCAUGCGUGCUGAAUAUGGGAUUGCUGGCUUGGUGCUUCUCCAACGAUUUCCGCAGGGUGCCUCUCACUGAAGUUUUCCUGCCGCGAUGGCUGAUGGUUGGAGUGAUUCUUUCUCGAGCAACCAAGUCUGUGCUAAAGUCAUACGACUCGAUCGACACUCGCAGCGAGAUUCGUGGUGCAGUACAAGAACGAAUUGCUGACCGCUAUCAGCAAGCCUACAAAAAGUGGGAAAAGCGCAAUAAUCAAGGAUGGAAACUCUGGGAAGAGGCCAGUCCUGAAAAGAAGAAGAUUGAAAAGCUGAAGCUAUCGCCCAAAUUUCAAACCGUGCAACCGAACUUCUUCAGCUGUAAUUUCAGUUUCAGCAUCAACAUGAUCGCUCCUGACAAACCUGAGUAUGACUCAGAGCAAAAGGAGGCAAACCCACCGGUGGAACUCUGCAAUUACAUUGACUCUUGCAGAGACCUCAUUUGCCCACAGUUACUCUCCCGUACACCCCUGAAGUUUCCAGUUCGAAUGUGGCGGCAGUGGCAAAUUCGCAGGGGUAUCGAAAAGCUUGGGGACACAUCCAAAGAUGCGGCAGAGUGGAGCAAGACAGUUUUCGAUUUGACGCAGCUGGAUAUUGGCCUGACAGAAUGCGCGCAUGAGUCUUUGUUCAAGAAACAUUUCGACCGCAUUAUGCAGUUUGAAGAGGUGAAGCUCUUUCUGAGUUACCCAGAACCCAAGGAGAAAGAGGAGAAAGAGAAGAUUGAUCAGCACCUCGCGGCGUACAGGAUCUCCUUCAAGUACGCGCGAGCCUUGCACAAAGGUGCAGUGCCGCUACCAGUUCUGAUGGAUGAAGUGCUCAUAGGCGGCAUUGUUCGCACAGAGUGGAUUAUACUGAAAUGUAUGGUGUAUGCGGUGGGCAUUUUUCUGAUCACCACUGCUGCACUCAUUCCAGCCAUGACACGGGACGGUUCAGACAGCUCGGAAAACCGCUCACCACAGAAUUUUGGCGGCUACAUCGUGGCCGCUUGCUUCAUUGUCUUCGUCUUUCUAAAUGGCUUCCUCAUGGCUGUUUGGUAUCCUACUCAAUUACGCAACCUCUUCUCUCAGAUGACGUCCGGCUUCAGGAUGUUCAAUGUGAUGCUGAUGGGGAAGAAAGCUGCGACUGCUGAGUGCCUCCCUCAUGUACGUGUGGGCGACCGGAAGCAAAUGUUUAGUUGGUACCUGCUCUACAGCUUCUUCAUCUCUAGCAUUCAGCGCCGCAAGCUGGCGUUGGAGGUUGGAUUUGGCCAUGGAGUUGUCAACGUCCUGCUGAUGUGCCUGUUCCUCUUUCUUGAUCUCUUAAAGAUCGGUCCAAACUGGGUUGAUGUGGAAGACUCCCGGAACUCCACGGCCAAUCGACAUCUCCAGGGUGGAACGAAACCGCACGACCGGCACGACAACGACGAGGCAAAUUGGUUGCCGGGAGUGCUGUUUGGGGAGACACUGAUCUUCAUGAUGCUUUUCCUGAUAUUUUCGUUGCCUCCUUUGCUGGUUGGACUUCGGGCCAACCAGAACAACCGGCGGACGGUGGACCUGCUGUGGGGACAUGCGACAGAGUCGCGUGCGUACCUUUGCAGGCUGGAGGCAGAAAGAGCUUGGUGGGAUCAGGACAUCAAGGAUGUCAAGGCUUCCAUUGAGCUGACGGAGUCGAUAGCACAGCGACUGAGACUAGAUACAGCUUUGGUCGUGAAGACCUUGGGAUUGGAAUUGACCAUUGGCCAAUUCACGGCCUUGGCCUCGCUGUUUUCCACCGCGGGGGUCUAUGCCUAUGGCAAACUUCAGGAGCUGAAGCAGCACAACCCCGAGCUCAUACACCCGUUCAUGCGUGAUUUCUUUUGAUGUUCUUCUCAUCAGACUAUCGGGCUUAGUGGCCCACUAGGUUGAGACCGUUAAUGAAAGAUCAGUUCAUUUUGAUGGGGAGCAAGCCAAUACUCGAAGUUGCUGGACAUGUGGACUGAUGGUCGGUCUGAACUUAGCUUUAUUCUGCAGCCUGCAGAUGCCAAAAGGUACUGCAGCCACAAGACCGCAGCAAAUUGCUGCAAUGGCCCAUUGCCGCUGUCACACUUUGUGGCCUUUGGCCAAAAGCAGUGACCAGCGACAGAGAGCAGAUCUAAAUCCGUUGGAUCUGCUGUGGGCCUGCACAGCAAACCUCAAGAUUCUUUCACGAGUCAUUUUUCCCAUGGAGGUAUUGACGAUAAACAUUGGGCGUUGUGGUACUCAC